Magallana angulata is the source of this 1077-nucleotide messenger RNA. RefSeq lists its product as uncharacterized. NCBI's taxonomy places the organism in Eukaryota, Metazoa, Mollusca, Bivalvia, Ostreida, Ostreidae. The coding region runs from base 1 to 1077 and encodes 358 amino acids. The transcript has a single exon. The record is from RefSeq and is a predicted model, not a curated record.
AUGCAGCACAUGUCAGAAUCAAUGUUUGUAGGGAUGUGUGAGCUAGUAGGGACCUCAAAACAGGUGGCCAUCAGGAGGGAGACACAGGACAUAAUUGGGAUGAUACAUACACUAGUGUGUGAUGGGGUCAUAAAGAUGACGAGUGGAAGUUAUAAAGAAGGAUUCAGACUAAAAGGAUCAGAUAAGGACACCAUGUUCUUGCCAAACAACCACCGAGUGAUCAUGGACAUGUCUCAGUCUGAGUAUUACAACACAGCCAAUACAACUUUGAUUCUCUCUGACAUCUCUGACAGUCCACCAGGAUUUACUCUACUUCAGUUAUUGACACCAUCAAGAGUUAGAGAGGUCCAAUCAGCAUGUGUCAUAAUGAAUGACAAAGUCUUUAUAUCUAGUUCAACAUUCAUACAGUUAGCUUGUUCGGUACGAGUUCCUUUUUUCACUGUUCAUGGACCCUGUGGUAGUGGUAGUAUGGAAGGUACCGAGUAUGACCAUGCUGUGUGUUUUGUUUGCGACUUUUGGCCUCCAUCUGCCUCCUCAUGGAUGGACAGAUGUCACUCAUGGCCUGGCCAAGAAGUUGUCAAUGACAUUGUCAGAAGUGGAUGUCACUUUGUAGCAAUAGGACACCCGUCAGGACCCCAUGAGCAUGAAGAAUGGAGAAUCUCUUUUUCUCGGGCAGAAUAUAAACUUGUGUACUCAAUGAAUCACAGUCAAUUUUUGACUUAUGGAUUGUUGAAACUGUUUUUAAAAGAAGUUAUCAAUCAACAAACAAAAGAAACCAAUAGACUGUUGUGUUCCUAUCACAUAAAGACGUCAGUUUUCUGGGCAUUGCAACAAAACACACUACCUCACUUGUGUCCACAAAACUUCCUGGCGGGUUUCUGGGUCUGCUUUAAACUCCUCCUUAAAUGGGUGUAUGAGGGGAUCUGUCCUAACUUUUUCAUUCCACAAAACAACAUGUUUGUGUCGAAAGUCCAUGGCUCAGCACAAAACAGAUUGUUCCUACAGUUACAUGAAUUGUACAAAAAAAGGUCUGGCCUGUCUGUUACAGAGUCCUUCUAUCAGGACCUACAUCAUUGA